Pseudopodoces humilis (Tibetan ground-tit) is the source of this 1076-nucleotide messenger RNA. The record is from RefSeq and is a predicted model, not a curated record. Lineage: Eukaryota; Metazoa; Chordata; Aves; Passeriformes; Paridae.
GUCCCUGGGAGCCGCCGCAGGUGCGGCCGGUGCAGGUGAGCCCCGGGCCCUGCCCCCACCCAAAUAAUUCCCAAAAUUCCCCAAAUCCCGAAAGUUUCUGCCUCCAACUCAGCCCGGGGAGCCCGGAGUGCCAGGCGGAUUUGGGGUCCCCCCUGGCCUGCCAGGAGCGGGGGCUCUGGUUCCUGCUGGGGGUGGCGGCCCCGGGGGGCUGCGGGGGGGGAGGGGCGGACCCCCCCCGUUUCACCGCCCUGCCCCCACACCAGCGCUGGAUUUCGGGGGUCGCCCGCCAGGUUUUGUUCGCCGAGACCCCCCCGGACCCCCGGGACGAGGAGCGGGAAGAGCUCGAGGGGGACCCCCAAAAUCUGGGGGGCCCCGAUUCGGGGCGGGGGGACCCCGAUGUUGGGGGGGGGGACCCCGAUUUUGGGGGGGGGGACCGCGAUUUUGGGUGGAAUUCGGGGGGUCCCGGCAACGGGAGCGGCUCCUGGGAUUGGGGGAACCCCGUGACGUCAUCGCCCGCGGAGGUUUCGGGGACCCCCGUGACGUCAUCGGCCGCGGGGAACCCCGUGACGUCAUCGCCCGUGGAGGUUUUGGGGACCCCUGUGACGUCAUCGCCCGCGGAGGUUUCAGGGAACCCCGUGACGUCAUCGCCCGUGGAGAGUUCGGGGACCCCCGUGACGUCAUCGCCCGCGGAGGUUUCGGGGACCCCCGUGACGUCAUCGCCCGCGGAGGUUUCGGGGACCCCCGUGACGUCAUCGGCCGCGGGGAACCCCGUUACGUCAUCGCCCGUGGAGAGUUCGGGGACCCCCGUGACGUCAUCGCCCGCGGGGAACUCCGUGACGUCAUCGCCCGCGGAGAGUUUGGGGACCCCCGUGACGUCAUCGCCCGCGGGGAACCCCGUGACGUCAUCGCCCGCGGAGGGUUCGGGGACCCCGAGCGACCCGGAAAUUUCGGGGACCCCCGUGACGUCAUCGCCCUCGGGGCCCCCCGUGACGUCACCGGAAAUUUCCGGGGUCCCCCAGGGCGGGGGCGGGGCCGGAACUUCCGGAAACGCCGAAAUUUCGGGGGGUCCCCCUUGA